AUGACGCGACUGGCGCCAUACAUCGUAUACAUUGCCUCUCUCAUUCUAACCACAACCAUAAGCAGUGUCCACGCAGAGGAUUGGGGCCCCGGUGGCUUUCGUUAUCCGCCCAUACCAACACAAUACGUCGGCCAUCCCACGAACACCUCCAUAAAAGCCGUAUGGAGCGAGAAGGGAAAAAAGUACCUUACCACAUCCGACCGAGCUUCUCGCUGCGCUGCCGUAACCGACGGACUCAAGCCAUUUCGAAUCAUGGCAUACGACGCCGGCUCAGACAAACCGUUCUGGAUCGAGGGCGUCGUCCUCGAGGAUACAGGCUUCCAAGGGGAUAGUCUCGAGGUCACGGGCUUCCGACUCGUCAGGAACUACCGUCAACCCACCCAACAAUUCCCGCUUACGUUCUACCAACGCAAUAACUCGCUCGUGUACUGUUACGAGCACGUGUCGCACAUCGCGACCACUGGCACCGACAACAACGACAAGGACGAGAUGCGGGUUUUCCUGCAUGCCCAGAAUGAUCUUCCUGAGCAGUCGACAGAGAUACAUGUGGAGGAGAGGCCGGAGGGCUAUGUUGUGCUCUCGACUAACGGCACGGCGCCUGAUCGGACAGUCGCUUGUUGGGCUGAGAUCUGGAAGCACAAGGCCUACGAUCAGCUGUCUCUUGUUGCGGAUGUGCCUAAGAAUUGCCAUUCGAUUCGUGCAAUGAAGAAGGAGUACAUCUAA
Messenger RNA from Cyphellophora attinorum, 723 nucleotides. RefSeq lists its product as uncharacterized. Bases 1 to 723 code for a protein of 240 amino acids. Lineage: Eukaryota; Fungi; Ascomycota; Eurotiomycetes; Chaetothyriales; Cyphellophoraceae. The record is from RefSeq and is a predicted model, not a curated record. The transcript has a single exon.